AUGCAGGUUGGCAUCCUGCUGGGGCCUGCAGAACUUCUGACUGGGAAGAUCCGGCUGUUGCAGGAGCCCCAGGUUGAGCUCCCUCGUUUCAGCGCAGACCUCGUAAGACCGCUUUUUGAACAGCCAAAUCAACAACAGCCAAGAGAGGCCGUUUCAGGAAAGGGAGGCGGUUGUAAAGAGAGUUAUAGAGGAGAUAGAGAUGACCCAGAGAUUGGAGACCAACAAGGUACGAGUGCUGUCCUUGUGGAGCCCCAGAGGAACGGGCAAGACAUCGCUCAUCCGUCAUUUGGCAAAGGUUUCAAUCGACAGUGCGGGCGGCUCUUGGUGUUUGAUGCGAUCAAGAUCGAUGAAGCGAGCGUGCUUGGUGAAGAUGCUGGAGCUCUGGUUUCUUCCAUAGUUUUGUGGCACUGUGAGAUCUUCCAUGGCUCUGUGAAGCUGAGUCCUCGGAGGUGGUGA
Messenger RNA from Effrenium voratum, 456 nucleotides. NCBI's taxonomy places the organism in Eukaryota, Dinophyceae, Suessiales, Symbiodiniaceae. The record is from the annotation of a GenBank genome assembly.